Messenger RNA from Nothobranchius furzeri (turquoise killifish), 2984 nucleotides. RefSeq names its product engrailed homeobox 2a (gene en2a). Lineage: Eukaryota; Metazoa; Chordata; Actinopteri; Cyprinodontiformes; Nothobranchiidae. The record is from RefSeq and is a predicted model, not a curated record. Gene Ontology annotation, biological process: multicellular organism development; regulation of transcription by RNA polymerase II; neuron differentiation. Gene Ontology annotation, molecular function: DNA-binding transcription factor activity, RNA polymerase II-specific; RNA polymerase II cis-regulatory region sequence-specific DNA binding. Gene Ontology annotation, cellular component: nucleus.
CAAAACUCCGGAGUGAGAGUAUUAGAGCAUCAGUUAGGAGCCUCUUUAUUUACCCCCUUUUAGUUUAGUUUAGGUGUAGAUACGCAGUGGACGCGCAAAUCGGAUAGCACCAAAUUGGAUGGUGCGCAAAUGGCAAGUGAUAGCUGAGCUGUAACCCGAGUUUGAGGGGAUUUAUGUGAAAAGAAAAAAAUACAUGCUUUUCGCAAAGGACGCUACCGCAAGGCUUUGCAUGGUGUUCGAGGCUCCCACUAUCUGAGAUUUUUUUAUUUGUUUUUUACUCGUGCAGUUCUUUUUAAAAUUCCUGCAAAGUUGUCCGCGAUUUUUUGUUCCUGCAGCGGGAGAGCGAUAAAGGGGUUAAACUAGAGUAAAGCGGCGAAAGUGAAUCACUAUGGAAGAAAAUGAGCACGGCAAAGGAGAUGAGGUGGAGCGGCGGGAGUCAGCGGACGAGUCCAACAGAGCCAUACUCCCCCUCCUGCAGGCGCCGGGGAACCUGCAGAUUCCUCAUCGGGUCACCAAUUUCUUCAUCGACAACAUCCUGCGGCCGGACUUCGGGAGGAAAAAGGACGCGGGGGGAAACCGCGAGGAGAGCGGCAGCUUCGCGUCGCGGGAGAACCACAACAGCCCCGCCGCCCCUCAUCAGACCGAGCCGGUGGGGAGUACGGUGCCGGCGGAGGGGACCUCCACUCCGCACACGGUCGCAGGAGCAAAGAAGCCCCCCAAAACCGCAGAGGAGCCCCUAAAUACCCGCGGGGAGAAUGGAGACCAGUGCCUGAGCUCGGACUCGGACAGUUCCCAAGCCAGCUCAAACCCGUCCAUGUCUAAGCCCAUGCUGUGGCCAGCCUGGGUUUACUGCACCAGAUACUCGGACAGGCCUUCUUCAGGGCCAAGAUCCCGCAAACCAAAGAAGAAGUCGACCAGCAAAGAGGACAAGCGACCACGCACGGCCUUCACAGCAGAGCAGCUGCAAAGACUCAAAUCAGAGUUUCAGACAAAUCGGUAUCUGACGGAGCAGAGGCGACAGAACCUGGCGCAGGAGCUGGGCCUGAACGAAUCCCAGAUCAAGAUCUGGUUUCAGAACAAAAGAGCAAAAAUCAAGAAGGCCAGCGGCACUAAAAACAGUCUGGCUUUGCACCUGAUGGCGCAGGGACUGUACAAUCACGCCACCGUCACGUCGAAAGACGAAAAAUCAGACAGCGAUUGAUUUCCAGAAGAAAAAAACAGCCUCCUGACGAAAAAGAACCUAUAGUAAUCCUAUGAUAGAUUUUCUUUAAUAAAGAUUAAAAACUCUACUUACAGGAAUAUUUAAUAUUUCCACAGCAGAUACUUUAAUUACCCGGAUGUACAAUGGCUCCACAACACAACAAAGGUCACCCAGAAUUCCUACACCCCAUUCCAUAGGCUCCUAUGGGAAUAUUAUAGUGGUUUUUUUUUCGUUUUAUGGGAGGUUUAAUCAAGCCUUCAAUGCAAUAAUAUGACCGAACAAAGGGCCAGCGUAUACCAGCAUAAAUUGUUUAAAAAAUAGAGAUAUUUCUGCAAUAUCACGUCUAUAAAAGAAGAUGAGGUAUAGAGUUUUCCUUGUUUUUCUUGUCUCCGCCCCUUUCCAGGAGCUUCAGAUCUCUCCGUUUUUAUACACAGCUAUACAUGAUUGUCAUCGUUUUGCAUUUUAACUAACUGGCACCUUCGAUUUGUCAGUCAAGUGGAAAUAAAAAAUAAAAUUAAAUUAAAAAAUAAAAACUGAAGUCCAAAGAAUAGUAUUUUUCUGCUGCAUCCAGGCUACUGUGAAUCUAACUAAAUGUCGCCAUGCUGCUGGUUUUCUUGGUGUAAACUGGUCAAAAUGACGUUUUCUGAGCUAAUUGGGCAUUUGUUUCAGUUUUUUUCUAGCUAACAUUUAACUAAAACUUCUAUUCUUUAAACAAACGUAUGCCAAUGCAUCAGUGCAGCUAUUGUUGUUUUAAGUAGCAAUAUGAUUUGUUUUUGUUGGUGUUUGAAGCUAACUGAAGGCUAUGAUGCUGCCUUUUGGGUCACAGAAACAACUCUGUAGCAUAAAAGACAAUGAUGACCACUCUCUAGACCACACGUGCAGGUUUUUGGAUGUUCUUGGUAAAUCUUUCUCUAUAUACAUUUUUAUUACAUAUUCAUAUAUCAUUGAAAAGAAGGGAAAUCCAUCAGUGACUGUAUUACAAAUGUUGGAAAUCUCUUAUUGGUGUUGAAAGGACUUCAUAUGUGUAUUUAUAUAGAUUAUAUUGAGAUAAAAAAUCUAUCCAAUGACCGGUGUUGCUUUAGAGUAGACUUCUGAGGUGUUUACACUGCUUGUUUAUCUUGCAAUAACUUCAUUUUUUUAGUUUUUUUGUUUUUGUUUCCUUUUAUUAUUAUUUUUUGUGAAUGACAUAUUGUCAUGGGGCCUUUUGUGCAUGAAAGCUGCAAUUUGUUGUACUUGGGGCAAAUAACUGUGUUUAUAAACCUUACAGAGAAAAAAGUAUGAGUUUUCUUUGGUUUUCAGACUGCAUCCAUACCAAAUUGUGGACUUUUUUGCCUUUCUGAGUGUUUUUCUUUCUUUUCUUUUUCUUUUUUUUUGUGUAUCUGCAAAAAUAAAUGUGUGUGAAUUAAAAAGUAAAAAAAGAGAAAUCCACCAAACAGAACAAAACACACCUUGCCUUAAAAGUUCAAGUGGGAACUUUUUGUGAAACAGAACUGUGCCGAAUCAGAGAAGCAGUAUUACUUCAAAUGCAGACUACUCAAGUUUAUUGCCUUUUAUGAAAAACUGCUGGUACGACAUUAUGAAUUUACUCAUCAGCGUAUAUCUAUCUAUAUAUGAACAUGUCUAAAUGAAAUUACAACACAGAGUUGUAGAAAACAAUGCUAUUUUUAUUUUAAGUUGGAAGUAUUCUUUGGUAUAAUGUACAUAAUUUGUAUCAUGUAUUAAUUGUGUAAUUAACUGCCUCUUGAAAACUGCAAAAGAAGAAUAAAUAAACCUUGAAGAUUAU